Molecule: messenger RNA, 771 nt
Organism: Arabidopsis arenosa
Lineage: Eukaryota; Viridiplantae; Streptophyta; Magnoliopsida; Brassicales; Brassicaceae
Source: the annotation of a GenBank genome assembly
CUGUAAACGACGAAAUGGACUAAUGGAGAAAGCUCGUCAACUCUCAAUUCUUUGUGAAUCCUCCGUCGCUCUUAUCAUCAUCUCUGCCACCGGAAGACUCUGCAGCUUCUCCUCUGGCGAUAGCAUGGCCAAGAUCCUCGGUCGUUAUGAAUUACAGCAGGCUGAUGAUCUUAAAACCUUGUGCCUUAACAUUGUGGAUAAAGACCAGCAUAGAGAUACUCUGUUCUUCACAGCUGGUAUUGCACUAGAAAGUCUACGACAUGGUUCUAAACUUGUAUGUCUUAAGAUUGUGGAGAGAGAUCGGCAUAGAAGUUCAAUUACUUUGUUCUUCACUGCCGGUGAUGCACUAGAAAGUCUACAGCAAGGUUUUAAACUUGUCGAUCUAGAAGAAAAAAAUCUUAAUUAUCUUUCACACAAGGAGUUGCUAGAAAUAAUCCAGUGCAAGAUUGAAGAAACGAAAAGCGAUAAUGUAAGUAUAGAUUGUCUAAAGUCCCUGGAAGAGCAGCUCAAGACUGCUCUGUCUAUAACUAGAGCUAGGAAGGCAGAACUCACGAUGGAGUUUGUGAGGAGCCUUCAAGAGAAGGUUAGUAUUUUUGGUUUUUAUUCGCCAUCUCAAGCUAUGCUGAUUCUUGAAUCCUCUUAAACUCUGAGUCUGAAGAUCACUAGACAAAGUUAAGCUCUCUAGAUAUGUCAUCGACUCUCCCCCUGGCUAAAUAACCGAAAUUUGUGAUGAGGAUGUUUUAGAAAAACUAAUAAAGUUGUGAUGUUGUC